AUGUCUCAGUCGAUGACGCCUGUCACGGUGUUGAUGGCGGCUGCAUCCACGACGUCUUCGUCCAAGACGUCUUCAUCCACUUCCACAACCACGAAUGCCGCAACGACUUCUGGGGGAAGCGAGGUCUGCAAGAGAAAAGUAAAGAGUGGAAGCGACGGCAGCACUAGCGGGGAUGACGGUUCAACGUGCUCUUCUGGAGGCAGGUUCGAGCUCGGCUUGGUUCUUUUCGGUGCUACGGCAGUUGCUGCCUUGGUUGGGGUGGUGAUACUGUGA
Molecule: messenger RNA, 273 nt
Organism: Pestalotiopsis fici W106-1
Lineage: Eukaryota; Fungi; Ascomycota; Sordariomycetes; Amphisphaeriales; Sporocadaceae
Exons: 1
Coding region: 1-273 (90 amino acids)
Source: RefSeq, a predicted model, not a curated record